UCGAAUUCGGAGAAAUACGUAAAUAACAACGGGGUAUAUUGAAAAAGGGUAACAGAAACAUUCUUUUCCAUUUAGAUAUUUCUCCAUCAUCUCUUGCCCAAAAAACCAUGGCACAUUCAAACUCAAAUUCGUCGCAACAUUCAUCGAUGGGGACCACAAGACCCAACGAUGAUCCAUUGGCGGUAUAUACCGAUAUUGAUCCAGAACCACCUCGGCCUCGUCCAAUUCAAUACUAUUCGAACGGCAAACGAAUUCCUCGCAUGCCGGCAAAAAUCAAACUGCCUUUGAUGGUCACAUCUACGGAGCGCUAUCACAGCUCCGCUACCUCGGGCCCCGCAAACUUUAACGCAUGGUGGAAGAUGAAUAUGUGGCAAAGACCCUUUCAAGUUGAAACGGUUUUCCUGCUGUCGUGGUUCAUCUUGGGUCUUCUUGGAUACUAUUUUCUGGUCGUUCGCUUCUUUUCUGGAACAGAACGCAUUACUUUCACUGUUCUUCCUGGAGCUUUUGCCGCCUUGGCGUUUCUCUUGGCUGCCUACACAGGCUCUGUGGACACGGAGGAUCCCCGAGUUCCGGCAGCUGACGUGGAGCGUAAUGUCCGAUUUACCAAGCUUCGCGGAGUUCCAGUCAUCAAUAAAGAAACGCAUUAUUGCCACAUAUGCCAAGUGAAGGUUGAUGAAAACACAAAACACUGCAAGCCCUGCAAUAGAUGCGUUGAUGGAUUUGAUCACCAUUGCGAUUUUCUUGGGCAAGACAUCGGCCGUAGGAAUUACCCAACUUUCUUUGGUGCUCUGGUUUUCGGCUGGCUUUUUGCAUUUUGGAGUGCUGCGAUAUCUCUGUAUGCAUUUGCCUUGUACUUCAAAGAACCCACUAUGUUUCAUGCCACCGUGGGCCGAAUCUUGAACGACCAUUCAGGGACAUCCCAAGUGAUUGCGGCCGUCCUGUUUGUUUAUGCCUGCGUUAUGAUGUUUACAGGAGGCGCGGGACUCACGCUAACAAUUUUCCAUUGCAAACUUAUCUAUCUAGGAAUGCCCACCUGGCGUUUUAUCGAACUCGAGAAGGAGUACGAAUGUGGGGCAGGCCCGGAUCCCUGGACUAUGAGGUCAAAGCGAAGUGUCGGUCCCAGACCAAACCAGGCAAACACCCCGAUGGUUCAAGUGGACUCAGGAUCAGUACGACUGCACCAUGCGCCGCCUCCCCCAACUGCGACUGCCUCGUCAUCAGAUGGUUCUUUGAUGAGCCACGUUCGUUCUUGGUGGACCAUCAUUAAAGUGCUCAUCAAAAGACCGCCUAUUCCAGCCGACUUGGAAAUGAUUAAGGUUGAAGCAACUAUUGCCGAUGUCGACUGAACGUAUUUUCCAACCCGUUAUCCGCCACCGUGAAAAUCAGGAUGUACAAUAUCAGGAGAUGGUAUUCGAUACCGUACAACAGAAGUCUCGUGAAAGAUGAAGGUGCUGGGUAAAGUGUGAUUAGAUUGACAUGUCGGAAUCACAUUGAGCAAAGCCGAAGUAUCAACGUACUGUGGAAAAGCACAGUGUUCUGUGAUACGUCCGGAGUGGUACCCAAGAAGCGUUCAAAAUAUCUGCGAUUAAAGAACAAGGUCGUACCUUAUCAAAAAACGAUCUUACAAAGUGGUUGACAGUUUCGUAUGCGCGAACACGGGUUUCAUCAGCUCCGUUGAAUCGCCGCUGCAUUUUGUCAGCAGAUAGACGCUCUAAAAAGUUCAAAAAUUAGAAAAAACCAAUGUAUAGCAUAAAUAUUCGAAAUAAAAUGCCAU
Messenger RNA from Spizellomyces punctatus DAOM BR117, 1774 nucleotides. RefSeq lists its product as uncharacterized. Gene Ontology annotation, biological process: protein targeting to membrane; peptidyl-L-cysteine S-palmitoylation. The transcript is spliced from 6 exons. Gene Ontology annotation, molecular function: protein-cysteine S-palmitoyltransferase activity. The coding region runs from base 108 to 1346 and encodes 412 amino acids. Gene Ontology annotation, cellular component: endoplasmic reticulum; Golgi apparatus. NCBI's taxonomy places the organism in Eukaryota, Fungi, Chytridiomycota, Chytridiomycetes, Spizellomycetales, Spizellomycetaceae. The record is from RefSeq and is a predicted model, not a curated record.